AUGCACGGGGAGGCGAGGCAGAAAAUAGAGGAGGACGCCCAGAGUGGAAAAGAAAAUCAACCGCAGCAAGACGUACCUCGCCAUGUCCAACAAGAGUUGACAAAUCGCGGGAUUGAAAUUGGCGCAGAUGGCAACGUUACUUGGGCCGAUGGAGCACUUGCACAUCCUAGAAAUUGGAAAAUGCCGAGAAAGCUGUACGAUACCGGCGUUCUUACCACAUUCAUUACGAUCUCGUUCUUCUUCGGGCAAGCUGCUGGCGGUCUCUUGUUUCCGCCUUACACCGAAAGCUUUGGUCGAAAACGUACCAAUGUUCUCGCUGCCGUAGCCUAUGUCGUGUCCUGCAUCGUGGUUGGGGCUCCCCAGUCCUUGCCAGCGAUCAUCAUAGGACGCUUCUUCAAUGGCUUCCUUUCAGCGUUACCUACCGUCGUCGGAUCGGGAGCAUUGGAGGAUAUGUGGAGUAUUCGACCCCGAGUGUGGGCGAUUGACACAUGGAUCAAGGGCUCCAUCAUUGGCAUCGCUGUCGGACCUGCGUUCGCGACAUAUGUCAGCACUUCGUUAGGCUGGCCAUGGGUCUAUCACAUCUCAGCAAUCUUACUCGCAGGCAAUUCCUUUCUGUUCUUAUGGACCAAGGAGAGUCGACCCAGCGUCGUGUUGAAGAGAGAGAUCGUUUUAGUGGAAAGAACCACAGGCUUCCGAGGUCUUCAACAGGACAAAGCUGAUCACGUCCCUGACCUUAGCACUUUUGCGCGGACCAUGCUCUGCAGACCUGUCCGGUUCUUCUUCACUGAGCCCAUCAUCUGCACUGUCUCCAUCAUGAGUGCUGUCAUCUUUUCGUCCGUGUAUCUUCAGACGGAGGGUCUGACUGUCACGUACCAGGUCUUCGGCUUCAGCGAGCGCGAGGCAUCGCUUGUGUACUUGACGUGGAUCAUCGGCCUGAUCUUGACCAUUCCUCUCCGGCUGUUUGACUGGCAUGUUCUCUCCGCUCGUAUCCGGCAGCGCAAAGCCAUUACUCCAGAGGACAAGAUUACGGGCUUCUUUGUCGCAGCACCGGUCUUAUGUGCUGCGCUUUGGUGGUUUGCAUGGACGGUGCCGCCUUAUGCUCCGACCAUCUCCCCAUUCGUCUCCCUGGCUGCCCUGAUACUGGUGGGAGCCUGCCUCAAUGAGUUUGACGGCAUUCUGCAAGGCUACCUUACUGACUCCUAUGCCAUGUAUGCUGCAUCUGCAAACGCGCCUCUUGCGGUCAUCCGGGGCAUCCUCAGCGGCGCGUUCCCAAUAUUCGCCAGGCAGAUGUUCACGAACCUGGGCAGCAACAUCAGCACUUCGAUCUUGGCGAUUAUCGCAACCGUGUUCGUUGGGAUAGCGAUCUGGUUUUGGUUCUAUGCCGCGAAAAUCAGAGAAUCCAGUUCUUGGGCUGUGAGUGUAAAUAGGAAGGAUGAUGGCGAAGAAGAAAGAAAGAACAUUCCUAAGCCAUUACAAUUAGCAUAA
Messenger RNA from Zymoseptoria tritici IPO323, 1485 nucleotides. RefSeq lists its product as uncharacterized. Gene Ontology annotation, biological process: transmembrane transport. Lineage: Eukaryota; Fungi; Ascomycota; Dothideomycetes; Mycosphaerellales; Mycosphaerellaceae. Bases 1 to 1485 code for a protein of 494 amino acids. The record is from RefSeq and is a predicted model, not a curated record. Gene Ontology annotation, molecular function: transmembrane transporter activity. The transcript has 4 exons.